AUGUCUAACCAGCCAAUACAAUUUGAGCGUUUCACCAUCCUCGCCAAUGCAUACUACACCAGCAUUGGCCUGGACGCGUACGAAAAAACCGGGCAGCGCACGAGCAAUAUAAGACGUCGAUUGUUGAGCAUAUUUUUCAUCUUCACAAUUGCCAAUAUGAACAUAACCUUACUCAGUGAAUUGCUAUACAUUUUAAUGGCCUUCGUCAGUAACAACAACUUCGUUGAGGCAACAAUGCUUUUAUCAUUUGUGGGUUUCGUCAUUGUGGGCGAUGUCAAAAUCUACAGUAUUUGGCGGCAACGUGAGCGCAUUAGCGCCAUGAUACAAGCGCUACAUGCGCUUUAUCCCCAAACGCUGGCCGAGCAGGCGAAAUAUGCUGUGGAGCGGGAACUGCAGCGUUACAAGAGAUUCGCUUAUGCAUUCGUACUGCUGCAUGAGCUGCUAGUCUGGAGUUAUAAUCUAUUUCCGUUACUCAACUAUUUCAUCUAUGAAGUUUGGCUGACUUGGCGUGUCGUGGGCAAAACGCUGCCCUAUAACUGUUGGACACCGUUCGAUUGGCACAAUAGUGAUUGGCGCUAUUAUACCAUGUAUCUGACGCAAAUCGCUGCCGGACAAGCGUGUCUCUCCGGACAAUUGGCCAAUGAUUUGCUGUUGAGCGCGGUGGCAGUGCAGUUGAUAAUGCAUUAUCGGCAACUGGCGCGGCGCAUAGAGGCGCAUGUAGCAGACAGUAGAGACGACAGCGCCAGUAAACGGCGUGGAGAAAGUGCUAACGAGUGUGCUGCACAUGAUUUACAUUUUCUGCGCACCAUUAUUGCCUAUCAUCAGCAGAUUCUAAACAUAUCACAAGUUUUGAACGAUGUCUUUGGCAUUUCGCUCUUCAUCAAUUUUACCUCUACCGCGCUGAUUAUCUGCUUUGUGCUCUUUCAAAUCACCAUAGGUGCGAAUAUCGAUUCAAUCAUUAUGUUGGCGUUCUUUCUCUUCUGUUCGCUGGUGCAAAUCUUUCUCAUUUGCUACUAUGCACAGCAGCUUCUGGAGGCGAGCGAGUACAUCAGCUUUGCUGUUUACAAUCACAAUUGGUUCGUUGCUGAUUUGCGUUAUAGGAAAAUGUUGAUAUUUAUUAUGGCACGCGCACAGAAGCCAUCGAAAUUGCAAGCCACUUCUUUGGUGACAGUUUCUAUGUCAACCAUGACUGAUCUACUUCAAUUAUCCUAUAAAGGCUUUGCCGUUAUUCGAACGAUGUAUGCACGAGAACCGAAGAGCGUUUCUAACUAA
Molecule: messenger RNA, 1272 nt
Organism: Zeugodacus cucurbitae (melon fly)
Lineage: Eukaryota; Metazoa; Arthropoda; Insecta; Diptera; Tephritidae
Product: putative odorant receptor 85d
Exons: 4
Coding region: 1-1272 (423 amino acids)
Biological process (GO): detection of chemical stimulus involved in sensory perception of smell; sensory perception of smell
Cellular component (GO): plasma membrane
Molecular function (GO): olfactory receptor activity; odorant binding
Source: RefSeq, a predicted model, not a curated record